AUGAGAGAAUGCUUUCCAUUUCUAAAUAAAUGCCAUUACAAGUAUAGAUGGGGUGUGCUUGGAUUUUGUAUUUGGCUUGUAUUAGGAGCAUUUUAUUGUUUUGAUAUUCCUACUUCCUUACACAACACACUAUAAACACAUUUUAGUGAUAUAAUGACAGCUGAAGCUUUUGAACUUUAUUAUGGUGGUUUGUAUAGUUUAUAUUCAUUUGCAAAUAUUUUUCUUCCAUUUAUUAGCGGAAGUAUGAUAUAGUUUUAAUUUAGAAAUUAGGGAUUAAAAGGGUGACAGAAUUGUAUUAAUUCUUAUGGUGGUUUUGGUAAUGAUAGGAUAAUUAAUAUUUGUAUAUGGAGUUCAUCUAAAGAGCUUCAUGAUCAUGUAUUUAGGCAGAAUCAUAUCUGGUUGGGGUAUAGAAUCUGUAGUUCCUACUUAAACAUCAUUUAUUUCUCCAUAUUUUAAAGAUGAUUAUUUGGUAUCAUCCAUUUAUAUUUUAGGGAUUUGCUGUUGGUUUAAAUGAAUUUUUUGCAACUUUAGGAUCUAUAUUAACAAUGUAUUUAUGCCCAAAAUUGGCUUUAGAAUAUGGUUUAUUAGUAGCAGUAUCUAGUGGAAUAUUCUUUAACUCUUUUAGCUUAAUAUGCGGAAUAAUUACUGUGAUUUUGGAUAAACAUGCAGAGAAACAUCUUUUGGAUUAAGUGAAUUAUGAUUAAGUUAAAUAUUCUGUUUUAAGAUCUUCAGAAAAUAGAAGUCCAAGAUAAAGUGGAGCAAAUAAAAAAUUAGGGAUAAAUAAUGAUAAAGAUAAUAAUAAUGAUUAGAAUAUAUAAGGAAAUAUAAUUGAAGUAGAUGAAAAUUAAUUAAUAAAUUAAAAUGGAGUUGAUGGUUAAAUUAUAUCUUAGCCUGAUGUAAUUUAAGCUGUUGAAAUGUUUCCAAAAAUAUUUUGGUUUGUUAGUUGGUGUUAUGCAUUAAUUUAUAGUUCAGUAUUAGGAUUCAUAAAUAUUUCAGUUGGAUUAUUAUCUGAAAGAUGGUUUGGUGUUACUGAAGAAUCAGAAAUUGAAGCUGGAUUUGUAGUUUCAAUUAUGUGGUUUAUAACUGGACUCUUUACUCCAUUAUUUGGUAGCUACACAGAUAAAUAUGGUUAAAGAUCAUUAUUAGUAUGUUUAUAUUAAAUAUUACAUAGUUAGUAUUUGCAAGCUUGUUAUGUACUUUCUCUCAUUUAAUGAUUUGGUAUGUUUUUCCAUUUUUAUCUCUUAUUUUACUUGGAACAUCUUUAGCUCUAGCAUUUGCAUCAGCAUGGACAGGAAUUGUAUUUUUGGUUAGACCAGAUACUUUAGGUAAAGCAUAUGCAUUAGUUAUUGCUGUAUAUAACUUUACAUUCACUCUAGUACCUCUUGCUGUUGGUGCUUUAAGAGCGUAUUUAAUUUUUAUUAUAUUAGAUAUUAUGGAACAUAUUUUUAUUCAUAAAUUAUGUUAUCUAUUUUAGGAGCUAUAGCAUUUAUUCUAUCUAUUUUUAUUUAUUAAUUAGAUAAAAAUUAAGAAAAUAUUCUUGAUGGAAAUGGAUAAUAUGCUAUCAGUGCAACCAGCUUGGAAAAAAACUUCCCAAAUGAAAAUGCACAUCUAAAAGAAGAUUGA
This is a messenger RNA of Paramecium sonneborni, 1623 nucleotides long. The record is from the annotation of a GenBank genome assembly. Lineage: Eukaryota; Ciliophora; Oligohymenophorea; Peniculida; Parameciidae.